This is a messenger RNA of Ipomoea triloba (trilobed morning glory), 1051 nucleotides long. RefSeq names its product AT-hook motif nuclear-localized protein 20-like. The coding region runs from base 154 to 1005 and encodes 283 amino acids. NCBI's taxonomy places the organism in Eukaryota, Viridiplantae, Streptophyta, Magnoliopsida, Solanales, Convolvulaceae. The record is from RefSeq and is a predicted model, not a curated record. The transcript has 2 exons. Gene Ontology annotation, cellular component: nucleus. Gene Ontology annotation, molecular function: minor groove of adenine-thymine-rich DNA binding; DNA-binding transcription factor activity.
CUUAUGAAUAUUAAUCAGCAAAAACAACCAAACCUCAUCGCUCCCCAACCAAACCAAUCAUAGAAGUCCUCAAACUUUUUCCGGUUUUACUCUUGAAUCUGUAGACUAUAAAGUUUGAUCGGAGUUGUGAGUCUGAUCUUCAGUCUGGCGAAGAUGUGGUGGGGUGGACAGGUGGGCUUGCCGGCGGCGGCGGGGAUUUGCUCGCCUUUACUCACCAAAGAGCUCUCCUUGAUUACCGAAAGCAACAAUAAUGGCGAUAAUAGUAAUGAAGAGAGCAGAGAGAAUUAUGAUAAUAAUGAAGAAGAAGAUGAGUGUAGAGAAGGGGCGGUUCUUGAAGUGGGCACAAAGCGGCCGAGGGGGCGGCCGCCGGGGUCGAAAAACAAGCCGAAACCGCCGAUUUUCGUCACGCGCGACACCCCGAACGGGCUGCGGAGUCACGUGAUGGAGAUCGCCGGCGGGACGGACGUGGCGGAGAGCAUAGCGCAGUUCGCGCGGCGGCGGCAGAGAGGCGUUUGCGUCCUCAGCGGCAACGGCGCCGUCGCCAACGUGACGCUUCGGCAGCCCACGGCGGCCGGCGCCGCCGUGAUGCUGCAAGGUCGGUUCGAGAUUCUGUCGUUGGCCGGGACGUUCCUCCCCGGGCCGUCCCCGCCCGGCGCCACCGGGCUCACGGUGUACUUGGCCGGCGUUCAGGGCCAGGUGGUUGGCGGGAGCGUGGUGGGCCCGCUCGUGGCCGCCGGACCCGUCAUGGUCAUCGCCGCCACCUUCGCUAACGCCACUUAUGAAAGAUUGCCGAUUCUUGAAGACGACCCGCCGGACUCCGCCGCGCAAUUCCCUAUUGAGUCCCCUCCGCCGCCGCCGCCGGCCGGAGCGGACCACCACGGCCUGCCGGAACCCUCCUCUUCCCUACCUCUAUACAACCUCACACCAAAUCUGUUUCCUCAUGGAGCGCAAUUGAGUCCUCAUGAUGCCUAUGCUUGGCAACAUCCUCGGCUCUCCAAUUUCUAAGGCCAUCAAGAAUCUCAAGAACUUUAGGACCAUGAAGAGAACACAA